Frankliniella occidentalis (western flower thrips) is the source of this 4104-nucleotide messenger RNA. Its product is annotated as calcium-activated chloride channel regulator 2-like. The transcript has 5 exons. Gene Ontology annotation, molecular function: protein binding. The record is from RefSeq and is a predicted model, not a curated record. Bases 1 to 3660 code for a protein of 1219 amino acids. Lineage: Eukaryota; Metazoa; Arthropoda; Insecta; Thysanoptera; Thripidae.
AUGAGGAGGAGAGUGAAACCCGAGUGUGGGACGCCGGAGUGGAAAGGUUCGAAGAAGGGUUGUGACGGGCUACCGUCGUGCUCCUCUUGGGACGGGUGCCGCCCCGCCAGUGCCUCGUUUCUCGCGUCCCGUGGACUGCACCAUCAUGUACUAACUCGCUCCCUCUCUCUUGUGUUCCAGGUUGCCGUCUCCAGCGCCUCCGCCACGCUCCGCACCGCCCUGGACGGCCGCGCCACCCUGGGCGAGUCCGUGGUGCUGCUCCCGGACAGCUGGCCUGACUCUUGCGUGCCUGCCCCCGCCGGCCAUGGCCCCAACGGCGUGGCCGCGCCGAGCAUCUCCCCGUCGAGCGGCGAGACCCCGGACAUCUCCGUGCAGAGGGUGGACCCCGCGUACGGCGCGCUCCUGUACACCCAGCAGUCCCGCGGCUGCGGCCAGCCCGGCGACCAGAUCUACCUCAGCUACAGCCUUCUGGAGGAGCCCGUGUCCGAGCUGGGCCGCCGCUUGGCGCGCGAGCUGGCCAAGUACCGCUACGGCGUGUUCGACGAGGCGGGCCACAGCGCGGACCCCGUGUACCCGACCUGCUACAGCGGCGACGACACGGAGCGCCUGUCGCUGACGAGCUGCUCGGACCUUCCCCUGGACGGUGACCACGGUGCGUGCCAAAGCGGUGCCGUCCCCAACCUCACGCAGCUGGUGCAGCCCUCGGCGCGCUCCUCCCUCAUGUUCGCGCCCGGCCUCCACCACGUCGACCACUUCUGCGACGCCAGCACCCACGACCGACUGUCGCCCACCAAGCACAACGCGCUCUGCGGCCGCCGCUCCGUCAUGGAGGUCAUCAACGUGCACGACGACUUCCAGAGCGCCGACCAGAACAAGAACAACUCGGCCGCCCCGCCGGCGCCCACCCCCGCGCCCUCUUUCGUCUACAAGCGGCAGACGCUGACGCGCUACGUGCUCGUCGUGGAGGAUACCAAGGACAUGCUGGUCCGCGACUCGUGGCUGUUCCUCCGUACCGCCGUGCGCAAGUGGGCCAACCUGGACCUCCCCGUCAACGCCGAGGCCGGCCUGGUGCUGGUCAACGACUCCUCUGCCUCGCGGCUGGUGGCCAUGCAGGCCCUCAGCUCGCAGGCCGCCCGCGGCCUCGUGUCCUCCAACCUGCCGUACUCGCCCGGUGACAGCCACGCCCCCGCCUGCCUGUCGUGCGGCCUCCGCGAGGCCCUCGACAUGCUCGAGGAACGCGCGCGCCUCGGCGGCCCCGCCAGCUCCGUCGUCAUCCUCCUCGCCCCCGGCACCGACGCCCAGGCCGACCUCCUCGCCGCCGCCAAGGACGCCGCCGCCAAGAGGAUCCGCGUCGCCACCGUCAACUACCCCGGCGUGAUGAGGGGAGCUCCCCUGGACGCGGCUGCCGUCGCGACCGGGGCGCCCGCCUUCACCGUGGCCGAGAAGGGCUACAACAUGGCCACCUCUAUGCUCGGCACUUACUUCGGCCUCGCCAACGCCCUGGCCGACGUGACCCGCCACUUCUACCAGGGACACCUCAACAACCUCCCCAUCGAGAUCCACCGCAGGGAGCUCAACGAUCAGUCCAGCGCCACCGGCACCUUCGUCCUGGAGGAAGGACUCGGCGCACCCGCCCGCUUCGCCGUCUACACCUACAACACCGAGAACCCGCUCAUCAAGGGCCUGACGCUCAUCUCCCCGAGCCAGCGCGUGUACACGACCCGCUCCGAGGGACUUAUCUCGCUCAAGAUGCUCACCAUCGCCGCCAACAUCAAUGAGACGGGCACCUGGCAGUACACCAUCGAACGCUUCCGCGGCAACCCUCAGCCCCACUUCGUGACGGUGACGGCCACCCCGUGGUCCGCCCUGACGCCCGUGGUGCGCGCCCGCCUCUUCACGUCCACCGGCCCCGGCCCCCUGGUGCUGUACGCGCAGGUGACCUGGGGCGGCGCCCCCGUGCUCGGCGCCGCCGUCGAGGUGACCGCCACCCGCCCCGCAGUGCCCGGCCAGGGCGUCAACGGCACCGCCUCCGCGCCCUACCGCGAGAAGUUCAUGCUCCUCGACACCGGCGGCGGCGACCCGGACCUCACCCGCGGCGACGGCGUCUACUCGCGCUACUUCAGCACCCUCAAGGGCGGCGCCGGCGUCUACACCUUCGAGGUGACCGUCACGGACAACGGCAACACCGCCUACACCUGGAAGGAGAACCGCAACGAGGACGAGCUCGACGGCAUCGGCUCCUGCUGUGGCAGCGCUCUCCGCGCCCCCGCCGUCGCCAACCUGUCGCCCUUCCAGCGCGUGCUGCCCCCGCUCACCGUGGCGCUCCCCGACGCCGGCUCGGUCCAGUCGCAGACCUCCCCGCUCUCGCAGCCCGGCCGCGUCGGCGACCUCCGCGUCGACAUCCUGGGCUCCGCCCUCAAGGCGCGCCUCUCGUGGACGGCACCGGACAUGGGCGGCCUCGACGUGGCCCGUUACGAAGUCAAAUACGCCUCCAAGCUGAGCGACUUGAUGGACAGCUUCGACACCAUCGCCUCCACGUGGAACUACGGUUCUCCCUUCCCUCUGGCCCCCGGCUCAGACACAAGCUUCACCCUGGACCUGAGCCGCGACCCCAGCCUCCUCGACGAGCCCUUCUUCGUGGCGGUGCGCGCCUUCCCCGAGGCCAGCACCGGCGCCUCGGCCGGCCCCGUCUCCAACUGGGUGCGCAUCCUGGUGCCAUCGCCGCCGCCGCCGCCCACCCUGCCGCCUUCCUCGCCUUCCUCGAACGGCUCGCCCGACCUGCCGCCCUGGUCGCUGGAGGGUGACUCGGACGACUCGCCGGUGCCGCGGCUCGCCCACGGCCUCGACCUCGGCCUGGAGCUGAUCCUGCCGGUGGUCGGUGGCGUGGCCCUGCUAGCCGUGUGCCUGGCCGUGUACUGCUACCUCUGCGUCCUCCGGCGGAGCCACGGCGGCAGCGGCAAGAAGGGCGGCGCCCCGCAGCCCGUCAAGAACGGCGCGCCCGCCGGCCUGGCGCCCAGCAGCGUGGUGGUGACGCCCCACGCGACGCACGCACCCCUCGCCGGCCCGGACUCCAGCCCGGGCAUGGACCACAAGAAGAGGCUGAGCCUGGCCGACCCCAUGUCGCAGGACGGCGUCAUGACCAACGGCCACCCCGUGAGCGCGCCGCACUCGCCGCAGCACCUCAGCCCCUCGCACUCGGCCGGCCAGAUGGGCCAGAUGGUGGGCCUGACGGGCUCGCUGCAGCGGCCGCGCACGCUCAGCCCCUACCAGUCGUGGACCGCGUCGCAGCUGCUGCACGAGCACGAGCGGAGGCACAGCCCCUACGGCGACGAGCAGGCCCUGCCCGCCUACCAGGGCUACCAGUUCCAGGGCUACCAGGGCCAGCACGCCGUCGACGGCCAGUACAUGGACCAGCAGUACUACCAGGAGCAGCCGUUCCACCAGCCGCCGCCCGUCCCCCCACUGCCUCACAUGAGGUACGCGGACGAGUCCGUGUACGGGGUGCAGACCCCGCCAUCCCAGCAGCAGCAGCCCCAGCAGCAGCAGACGCAUGGCUUCCUGCACAGCAAUCGGCUGUUGCCGUUCAACCCCAGCCUACAGGGCUCGCUCAGCUCUGUCAGUAGUGGUGACCGCAAGAAAAGGAACGUUACCAUGGUGUGAUGUGAUUAGCAAAGAGUGAAUUGCUCAAAGUGUGCACCCGGUGCAAGGUUAGUGUGCGGUGAGGAACAAUGAAAAAUGAGUCAUACUGCUAAGUGCCUCCUUCAGGGGGAUCAAGGACCCUGACACAAGUAGUGUUCACUCUCUUCUUUUUUUCUGGUUUGUUCUCACCCCAAAACUGUGAAUCAAAGUUGUGUUUCUGUGGUGUGAAUGUGUGGAGAAUGUAUUUUGCUGGUAGUCCUUUUAUGGUCUUCCAAUGUUUCCUCAAUCUGUUGCACAGUAUUUAAAUUGUCAUUUUCUAGUCUCUUCUUUUGGCUUCUAUUCCUCUGUACAAUUUGAUUAUUUUGUACAGUAUUGUGCAACAGACUGAGGUAUUUAUGUUGUGCCAGGAGAGACAGCAUGAAUAUUGUUAUAGUGCGUUGUAGUCAAUUUUUUAAUUAUUUUAAU